AGCAAAGCAAGAAACCAGGUAGACUGGGACCUCCAGUUUGCAGGAAAAGUGGGCUGGCGGGCACCUUGCGGCUCCUUUCCCGUUUCAGUUUCACCACGAAGCACUUAGAGAGAGUGACUCCAUUUUGGUCUGGUCUGGGACCCCAGGCAGGAGCUCGGACCCCAACCAUAGCCUCUCAUAGUUUUACCAGAGGGUGAGACUAGCAGCAGCUUUCACAGAGUAAUGAUUCUAAACCAUCGCUUCCGCCAGGAACUGUCCAAGAGCCUGCUGAUGGCGCCCACACCGGGAAGAAGUGAUGAUGUCCUGUGGUCAGAUCCCCCCCAGGGACCCCUUGAUGCCUACCGAGUGCGAGCAUCCUUCAGCCCCAGGGAGCUGCAGCUCUUCUGGGAGGGCGAGGACACGAUCCGCUUCAAGAAGGCCGUCUUCUCGACUUUGGAGAAGGACCCGCUCUUUGCUGGCUCCCGUGGGGCGGAUCUGUCCCUGGAGAAGUACCGUGAGCUGAGCUUCCUCCGGUGCAAGCGGGUCUUUGAGUAUGGCUUCUUCGGCUUGGACAACCUGAACCAGAGCCAGGCCCUGAUGUACUGCCUGGGUGCAUAUGACUGGUCGGUGACCGUCAAGUUAUCCCUCCACCUGAUGGUUUUUGGAUCGGUUCUUCAGAGCCUCGGCUCUGAACGGCAUCACAAGUAUAUUGAAAAGGUCUGGAACAUGGAGAUCUUCGGCUGUUUUGCUCUGACUGAAUUGAGUCACGGGAGCAACAUCCAGGCCAUCCGAACGACUGCACACUAUGACCCCGCCACGGAGGAGUUCGUCAUCCAUUCCCCCGAUUUCGAAGCUGCCAAGUUCUGGGUGGGCAACAUGGGCAAGACGGCGACCCACAGCGUGGUGUUCGCACAGCUGUACACGCCGGACGGCCAGUGCCACGGGCUGCACUCCUUCGUGGUACAGAUCCGGGACCCGAAGACGCUCCUCCCCAUGCCAGGUGUGAUGGUUGGUGACAUGGGGCGGAAGCUCGGGCAGAACGGCCUGGACAAUGGUUUCGCCAUGUUCCACAAGGUGAGGAUUCCCCGUGAGAACCUCCUGAACCGGACCGGGGACGUCACCCCCCAGGGCACCUAUGUCACCGCCUUUGAGGAUGCCAAGCAGCGCACCGGGGUGUCCCGGGGAAGCCUGUCUUUGGGGCGCGUCUUCAUCACGAGCAUGUGUGUGGUGAACCUGCAGCAGGCCGUGUGCAUUGCAAUCCGCUUCUCAGCCACGCGGCGUCAGUUCGGCCCCGCGGAGGAGGAGGUCCCGGUGCUGGAGUACCAGAUGCAGCAAUGGCGCCUGCUCCCGUAUCUGGCGGCGGCCUACGUCCUGGAUCACUUCUCCAAGACGCUGUUCCUGGACCUGAUGAGACUGUAUCAAGGCCUGCUCAGGGGAGACCACAAGGCCCUGCAGCACAAGCAAAAGGACAUUUACCAAGCACAUGCAGGGCAUGAGAGAGGACAGCCCCACCUACGCCUGGGCCCGGUGCACGAGCUCAGCCGCGAGAUCCAUGCCCUGGCCACGGCCGCCAAACCCCUGGUCUCGUGGACGGUGCAGCAAGGAAUCCAGGAGUGCCGGGAGGCAUGCGGCGGGCACGGCUAUCUGGCAGUGAACCGAUUGGGCGACCUCAGAAAUGACAAUGAUCCAAACUGCACAUACGAGGGUGACAACAAUGUCCUGUUGAGGCAGACCAGCAAGUACCUGCUGAGCUUCCUGGAGAACCGCGAGCAAGAUGGAGUGCACUUCCAAAGCCCACUGCGGACCGUGGACUUCCUGGAGGGCUACCCCAGCCUGCUUGGCCAGAGGUUCCAGGGUACCAGCAUGGCCGAUUGGCUGGACCCCACAGCCCCUCUGGCCGCAUACAAGUGGCUGGUUUGCUACCUGCUCCAAAGGAGUCACCAGAAAAUCAUCCAGGAGAAGAGAUCAGGACGAAGUGACUUUGAAGUGCAGAACAACAGCCAGGUCUACCACUCCCGGACCCUGGCCCUGGCCUUCAUGGAGCUGACUGUGGUGCAGAGGUUCCACGAGCGCGCGCACGGCCCCGACGUGCCCCCCUCACUGCGGGCCGUGCUCGGCCGGCUCAGUGCGCUCUACGCCCUGUGGUCCCUGAGCCGGCACAUGGCUCUGCUGUACCGAGGUGGUUACCUUUCUGGCGAGCAGGCAGGUCAAGCACUGGAGGAUGCCAUCCUGGACCUGUGUGCCCAGCUGAAAGACGAUGCAGUGGCCCUGGUGGACGUGAUCGCCCCUCCUGACUUUGUUCUGAACUCCCCGAUUGGCAGAGCUGAUGGCGAGCUCUACAAGAACCUGUGGGGCGCAGUGCUGCAGGAGAGCGGCGUGCUGGAGCGGGCAUCCUGGUGGCAGGAGUUCUCCGUCCACCGACCCGUGGUGGGCAGCCUGAAGUCCAAGCUGUAAGCGCCCAGCAGCGGGCAGGCAGCUGGCGCUGAGCAAGUCCCCUGGCAAGACAGGGACACGGAGUCCAGCGGCAGAGAUGCCAGGAUGGUCCCGUUGCACAUGGUCACACUGGGCCGGUCGUACCCGAAGUGCAGGGUCGAGCUGGGGUGGGAUGAUCUGCUGUAAACACCGGGAGCUCGCAUGACCGCAUCUUCCUGGUAAAUACAGGGCUUUGGUGAUCGGGAUCUUACACACUCUCUUCUCAGGCACAGAUGCCGAGUGUGAACUAAACUGCGUAUGAUUAAGGGUUUUCUGGCCGGAUGAUCUUUUGAAUGCAUUUUUUUUUUUUACACAGCUCCACUUCACUGAGAAAUGACCCUUGCCACUCUGACCCUGUGUUCACUCUAGUUUGACUUUCUCACACAUAAUCAGUUAUAUUAGGACCUGAUUAGUUUGUACUGUGACUCAUCUGAAUAACAUAGUUUAAGACUUUGUAAGGAUAAAUUUUUAUUACUUUUUUUGUGGAAAAAGAAGUUUCCACUGAGAAAUUAUUCUAAAAAAGCAGCACUAAUAAUCUGAACGUCUGGACAGUUUGGCCGCCGAUGUCCCCUAUGUGCAAAUCACUUUGUAUGUGAUGUGUUUAGUCCAUCUGCCCCUAAAGCAGGUGGUACCCCCCGUGCCUCUGGUCCAUCCUGGGCAUGCCUCAGCAAACCUGCAUGCCCGACAUGCCCUGCAGUGCCCGCCGCAGUGUACACGAGCUCUUCAUGCCUUUUAGGGAGCUGUGGUCCUCUCAGCCCAUCUCUUCUGCUGUUCUAAACAACGGGAGUGAAAGAUGCCAGACUCCUGGCCAUGCGAUGGGUUGGUGCAGACCACAGAGUAGGCUGCAGGGGCUCGCUGAUGCCCGAGGGGCUGCUCCUCCAGCUGAGUCAGGCCUCAGAGGCCCAGGGCCCUGGGGUCAGCCAUCUGCCAGAGCUGCCAGCCCAGGGAGCCCGAGGGCCUGGGGUGGGGGACCUGCCAGCCCCGGAGCAGGGCUGUCCAGGAGAGCUGGGUCAGGGCACGCAUCAGACGGCCUGCAGGGCCAUCGGUGACCCACAGGGCACAUUGCAGGGGUACAAAAGCCUACACAUCCCCUGCCCAGGAGGCUGCCCACUGCCCCACCACAAUCCCAGUCCCAGUCUCAGUCCCAGGCGGGGCUGGAGCAGGCUAAGGUGCUGAGGUGACAGUAGAGAAAUUCUAGUCUGAGUAAAGGUAGUUUAAAACAGAAGGCAGUUAAAAUUUAACCUCUGCUUUCUGCCACUGUUUCUCUGCUUGUAGUGCUGCAUCAGGUGCUAUGUUGGCGACAUAGAAAAGUUCAGAGAAGAAAAUCAAUGUCACUGACAGCCUCACACUUGGAAGUGACCCCUGUGUACACUUCAUUUAUUCCGAGCCAUGGGGCCGCAGUAUUGGGGUCACUGUAACCCUCAGUUCCUGCCAGGUUCCCUCCAUCCAGCAGCAAGGCCUGAGUGGUGACUGUGACCUGUGCUGCCACCUGUCCUCGUGCCUCUGUCACCGGGCCCUGGUGGUGCCCCCGCUCCAGCAGGCAGUGUGUGAGCUCACGCUGUUCCCCUCUCCAGUGGAGAGAAUCUGCCUCCUUGUGCCGUUGUGAGCAUUAUCGUGGUUAAUCCGUGAGAGCGUGUAGGUCAAGGCCUGGAAUGCAGGUGGCGCCUGGGGGGUCCCCUUCCCACAGCUGCUACUCAGCGAGCAGGUGCAGGUGUGCACUCCAGGGUGGGAGGUCUCUGCCAGCGGCAGUCUCUCCCCUGCUUCCACCUGCCGCCACCUCGCAUGCAGACUCCCUUUUCUCUGCUCCCUCCCAAGGUUGAGCCUAUCUUGCCUUAUGCACGCGCUCUGCAAAAAUGCCACUUUCAGUUUUUUGAUUUUAAAAAAUUCAUAACAUUUUUACAUAAGAAGAGUGGUAAACCUUCACCAGCUGUGGCACAUUCCUGUGAUCCCAGCUCUUGGAAGGCUGAGGCAGGAGGAUCACUACAAGUUUGAGGCCAGCCCGGGCUACUUAGGGAGACCUAUUUUUAAAAAAGUAGUAAACCCUCAACAUACCCAUUAUAAGUAAUUUUUCCUCCUUUGUUGUUUGCCUUCUAGUUGUAUUCAUCUUUCUUUUUCACACAGCAAAGCUUAAAGCUUUUAAAUCAGAAAUCUGCAUUUGAAGACUAAGAAUCAUUUCUGCCUCACCCUGUGAGGCCAUGGUUGGAAGCUCUGCUCUGACACUAAGAGCCUCUCCAUCUUCACCUGCUUUUCUGGAAGUACAUUUCAGCACAGAUUGGCCGUGGGGUUAUCGUGUGAGGUUGGAACCUCACAUGGUCAGACCUUCGAGUAACGCACCAGCCUGAAAUGCCACGGUCAGAUGCGGUCCUGGCCGUAUUUCUGCUCUUUUCUGUCUUACCAGCUUGUAUCUUGUCCUGAUGCUUUCAUUGCUCUGGUCUGUAUGCUUGUAAUAGCUGCAGAUAAAGGCCUCGUCUUCUAUCUCUUUCAAAAAUUUCUCAGUUAUGCAAACUGUGGCAUUAUUCUGUCGAGGCUGGGCAUUCUCCCACCUCCAAAUCAAGAAAAGUUUGUUGGAAUUUGUUUGGACAUCUUGUCUCACUUAUAGAUGAACACCAGGAGAGCUUGUAUCUUUAUAAUAAGUUAUCUUUUCAUCUAAGGCUGUUUCUUCAGUUUUCUUUAUUUUAAUAAAACGCUCUCUGGUUAUUGGCUAUUAUAUUAAAAUCUUCUUUAAACAUUA
Messenger RNA from Chinchilla lanigera (long-tailed chinchilla), 5182 nucleotides. It is a transcript of the gene Acox3, whose product is annotated as acyl-CoA oxidase 3, pristanoyl. The coding region runs from base 223 to 2433 and encodes 736 amino acids. The record is from RefSeq and is a predicted model, not a curated record. Gene Ontology annotation, cellular component: peroxisome. Gene Ontology annotation, biological process: lipid homeostasis; fatty acid beta-oxidation using acyl-CoA oxidase. Lineage: Eukaryota; Metazoa; Chordata; Mammalia; Rodentia; Chinchillidae. Gene Ontology annotation, molecular function: FAD binding; pristanoyl-CoA oxidase activity; fatty acid binding. The transcript is spliced from 19 exons.